GUGAAAAUAGUUAACAUAUUGGCUUAUGGAGAGCAAUCUCACGUUUAGGAUAAAUUUAGUCUGGCAGUGCCUACAAAUUAAGUCUGAGGUGAACUACUUUUGAACAGUUGAGUUAGAAAGUAUUUGGUAGCCACCAGGGAAAAGAGAUCUUAUUUCAAGAAAAUAAUUAGUGAAACUCAGUAAAGUAGAAGGGAGAUUAGAAGGAACAAAGGGAGGCAGAGAUGGGAUAGAGACUGGUUGCAACUUAACUAAAUUUGGAAGCUGGGAUUAAGCCCUUGAUUUAUCUUUUGAAAUGCCAUAUAAGAUAGCAUAAGAUGUACCAUUAAAUUCAGGAAACUGGGCUAAUAAUCAGAAAUAUGUGUUAGAAAUAAAGACCAUGGUAAAAAUGGAAGGGUUGUACAAGAGAAUAAAAUUAUUCAGGUUUUGUCUGUGGAUUUGCAUAAUGAUAUUUAUUUGCUGUGUGCCACAUGGCAGAAAAGGAAGUGAAAUAACACCCCUCUGUCCCGUCCUUUUCCCCAGAAAGAAAUCACUGGCUUCAUUUGUUGGUUUGUUUAGCUGGCAGCUUGAGUUGGUAGAACAGACGAGUAGAUUGUCUAGCUUUAGACGUAGGUAUUAGUGUACUGUUUCUUGAUCAUUGAUGUUUGAGACCUGGAAUUUGUAGCAUUAUUGAUUUGACCUCUGUUUUAAAUUUUAGCGGCUUCCACAAAGACUGAGUUAGUAAGGAAUACAACUAUGUAAGUAAUAUGUUUUACUAGCUAAUUUGUCUAGGCAAUUAUUUUUACCCUGUAUUCAUUCCUUCUUAAUCAAGAGUAAGGCAGGUAUUCUUUGCUUUGGGAAAUUCUUCUUUCUGUCCUCCCUUCCCUCACUUUUUCCAAAUUCUGGGCACAACAGCAGCUCUCUCUCUUCUGUGGCAGGUGUGCAUCCUAUUGGCUGGCUGGUAUUUCUUGUUUUUUUUCCCCCUUAUUCUUUUUAAAUGGGGGUGGGGGUAUAAAAAUAUGUGUAUGGGGUACAUGCAAUAAUGUUGUAAUGUUUCUUGUUGUUUAAUGGAUAAUUAAUUGCAAAAUAAUUGUUUUAAUUAUAACAUGUUUGAGUAAAUGCUAAAUUAGUAUUUUUUUCUAAUAUAAUAAUGAAUUUGAAAUCUAGCAUUCCUGUAACAAUGUGUCUAUGUUUGUCUGUCUGUGUCUGUCUAAUAGUAAUUAAUAUCUGUGGUCCGUACCUGGAAGAGGAAGUACAGCUUUAAAGGAAUAACAAAAGACUUUGUGUCUUAGACCCUUCGCAGGUGUUACAGUCGGGUGAAAGAACAUGGUGUUGGGAAAAGAAAGAGCAGUUACACAUUUGAACAGUUGGAACAGGUGUUUGGUCAGGGAGGAUGGGAUGCUCAGCCCUGCCAGCCUGUACUUAUUAACAGUAGUGGCUUGUACCAGGAGCUGGAGUCAGAUGGCAGCACUAUGGAGGACUAUUCACAGGAGGACUGGGGAAACCACAGUCAGGAUCUCCAUGGCUAUCCAACAGAUCAGGAAUUGGAUGAAAUACCUGUCACAAAGAGAACAUUAAAAAUAAAACAAGAGUCUUCUGAAGAAGCACAGAAGAGAGACAUCAUGCAGAAUAUUGUACAGAUUUUGGAAUCGGUACAGUUGAAAUGGGAACUUUUUCAGAGCUGGACAGACUUUUCAAGGCUCCAUCUUUCUAAUAAACUGGCCAUUUUUGGAAUUGGUUAUAACACCCGUUGGAAAGAGGAUAUCCGUUACCAUUAUGCUGAGAUCAGCUCCCAGGUGCCCCUUGGCAAGCGACUUCGGGAGUACUUCAACUCUGAGAAGCCUGAAGGACGGAUCAUUAUGACCCGAGUGCAGAAAAUGAACUGGAAAAAUGUUUACUACAAAUUUUUAGAGAUCACUAUUAGCGAAGCUAGGUGCUUGGAGCUGCACAUGGAAAUUGACUGGAUACCCAUUGCCCACUCCAAACCAACUGGUGGGAAUGUUGUUCAAUAUUUAUUGCCUGGGGGUAUUCCUAAAAGCCCAGGCCUUUAUGCCAUUGGCUAUGAAGAAUGUAUUGAGAGGCCCCUCUCACCACACAUGGAGCAAAGUUCCCUGGACCCAGGAAAAGAGGGCCGGGUUGACCUGGAAACCCUUUCAGCACAAGCCUCAUUACAGGUGGAAAUAGAACCCACCCGAAUUAUCUAUUGCUACCUCGGGAUUGCUGAGGUCAGGACUCUACAGCAGUGCUUAUUUUUACAUUUCCAAGCGAAUACCAAAACCUUCAGCAAAGAUUGGGUUGGUAUUAACGGGUUUUUGUCUCAGAACUGUAUUGUGGAUCCCGGAGUUUCCCCCAAAUCCAUCUACAUCAAAUUUGUAGAAGUAGAGAGGGAUUUUCUUUCCGCAGGCUCUUUAGUUGAGUGCCUGGAAAAAGCCAUUGGAUACCCCUUAAAAUUUAACAACUGAAUGUCAUCCUUCAUAAGGAUUUGGGCUCUUAGCUCCUUCUUCUCUACUCACUUCCCAUUACCCGGACCACCCCUCAUCCAGAUGCCGCCGUCAGACUCUUCAUGGAAACCCUUUCUUCAAUUGGGCCAGUACGACUUCUAAGGAAUCAUAGUAGACUUGGGCCAGAAAAAACAGACCUCACCUGAAAAUGCUCAUUUUGAGCAAGCAAGAUAUAUAGCGAACUUGCAUGGUGGGUCAGCUAUUUCUUUUUUAAAAACAGAAAAACAAUUUUUAAAUGGAUUUUAGAGCCCUAAUAUAAACAAAUGUAGGUACAUUCCAUAUUGGACAAAACUUAUACUUUGAGUUUCAUAUGAAAUUGAAAAAUUGUAUUUUUUUCACAAUGUUUCAUUUUUACACAUCUCUAUGUCUCUAUAUAAGUAAUAUUUACAACCCUGAAUAAAUAAGCAAUAGAUAAUGGCAAGUUAAAUCUUGAUUCACAGUUAAAAAGACUUUUUCAAUAUCACCCUUAGCUACUAUUGUAUAUAAUUUAGAUUUUCAUUUUUUUCACCAGCCAAGUGUUUUGCUAUUUCCAAUCAGUAUUGCUUGCAAAGACCUUUGUUUCUGUGAUGUACCAACUUUACAGUUGUGUUGCCAUUUAAACCUUUUUUUAAAAAAAAAAAAUUAAAGUAAUUCCUGGCC
Homo sapiens (human) is the source of this 3116-nucleotide messenger RNA. It is a transcript of the gene MSANTD2, whose product is annotated as Myb/SANT DNA binding domain containing 2. Lineage: Eukaryota; Metazoa; Chordata; Mammalia; Primates; Hominidae. The record is from RefSeq and is marked validated. Bases 1449 to 2438 code for a protein of 329 amino acids. The transcript has 3 exons.